Messenger RNA from Acaulospora colombiana, 204 nucleotides. NCBI's taxonomy places the organism in Eukaryota, Fungi, Glomeromycota, Glomeromycetes, Diversisporales, Acaulosporaceae. The record is from the annotation of a GenBank genome assembly.
AUGAAUAAUAGUCCGGUAUAUCUGAGGCAACUUCAGGGCGGAUUCCUAUUUGCAGAAUUUGUCACAGAUAUCAAGAUUGUAUUGUUAGCCCUCCUCUUUAAAAAUUUUUAUCUUGGGAAGCACGCCACGAAUAAUUCCGUCGUUUUCGGAGUUGUCCCAACAAAGGCCAAGGUCGCUUAUCAUUGUCCAACUGCCAGAUCGUAG